AUGCCUAAGAAAGAUUUGUGGGGUUCUUUCAGAUUGAGAAGCUUUCUUCAACUACUCUCUGGCAAUCGAUCUAGCUCUACAAAUGCGUCGCAGGGACAGUUCCCAGCUAUGGGAGUAUCUAAGGUUGCCCAUGGCUAUUCGAUGCCGCAAAGUCUUCGACUUUUCAGCACCAACAGCAGACCAUGGAUAAAACUUGAUACCAAAGUGUUAAAUGGUGGAGAGGACAAGGUUCAACAAUCACACCAAGCUACUUCCACUAGGCUCAAUUUCGCCCACUGGUUCAAAUGGAUGUUGGGAUCCAUAUUAUCACUAAUGCUGCCUUUUUGGGCUCAGAAUUGGGGAAAACUGAAGAGGAUUGAAGGAAAGGCAGAAAUUGUAAUGGAAGAGGUUGAGACUGUGGCAGAGGUAGUAGAAAAAGUGGCAAAUGUGGCUGAGAAGGUGUCGGCGGACGUCGCAGAUGAGCUCCCUGAUAAUAGCAAACUAAAGGAAACAGUUUUGCUGGUAGAACGGGCAUCAAAAGUGGCUGCUCAAGAUGCUCAACUAACACAAGAUUUAAUUCACAAGGUGGAAAUACUGAAGCAAGACCUGGGAGACUUGGAGACGCUAGCGGAGCCCGUUGUUGAGAAGAUUGCGAAGCGAGUGAUAUAA
Molecule: messenger RNA, 648 nt
Organism: Prunus armeniaca (apricot)
Lineage: Eukaryota; Viridiplantae; Streptophyta; Magnoliopsida; Rosales; Rosaceae
Source: the annotation of a GenBank genome assembly